Microsporum canis CBS 113480 is the source of this 528-nucleotide messenger RNA. RefSeq lists its product as uncharacterized. The coding region runs from base 1 to 528 and encodes 175 amino acids. NCBI's taxonomy places the organism in Eukaryota, Fungi, Ascomycota, Eurotiomycetes, Onygenales, Arthrodermataceae. The record is from RefSeq and is a predicted model, not a curated record. The transcript has 2 exons.
AUGUCUCAUCUGCCCGCACAACAACCAAAGGAUAACACUUAUCUCGAGACACCCGGAAUAUGUCGGUCACUUGAGAGACUGCAAAAAGACGACGAGGAGGGGGUUGUCACAGGCAUAUGGAUAGCAAUUCUGGCAUCAGUUUUUGGUCCGAAAGAGGAAUAUAUGAUUCGCGCACAGAGCCUUUCCCCAGGAGGGGUUACAGACCUCCUUGGUCUCCAAUUUGUCAAGCAAGGCACAAAAUAUCGGGAGGUACAAUUUCUCGUAGUACAAGCAAAGGCCCCCAUUAAGGAAACAAGAGACGCAGCCUGGGAGGCAGCUAAAGAUCAGCUGCUUGACUACUUGCCGCAUCUCGAACCAAAAAGAAAACACCACAAAUAUGGGAUUGUGGCAGUUGGAAGAUGGGCCCAAUUUGUCCUCUACGACGAGGACAAUCGGCGGUUAACGGCUCUCCACGACGGACACCUUCAUGUCGAAAGGCAAUUCAAAGACGUUCUGGAUUUGCUUCAUUAUAUCCGAGACAACCAUUAA